AUGAAUAUUGAGGAGUUACUCCUCGUUUCAUUUAGAGGAAAUAAUGAAGAAGUAUUUGAAGCACAGAAUCAAUUACUCUCUCUUCCACUAAACGAAUCAGUCUUAAUAAGCUUUUUAAAUAUUAUAUCAAACACAAAGAACGAUGAAUUACUACGGACAGCAGCUGUUAUAAGAAUUAAGCAAAUUUUAUUCGAUAAUAUCCAGCUAAUUUUUCAAGAUUCAAUUUCAAAUAUUCUCAAACAAUGGAUUGUUGAUAUUUUUCAGACAAAAAUAUACGAAUUGAUUCCUUCAAUCUUAGAAAUUUCCCGAAUUGUUGUUCAAAAAUUGUUUUUCACGGAAAAUUGGCCAGAUUUUCCACAAAUAUCAUUGCCAUCGAUUGCAUUAGUAUGGUCUCUACUAAGCUAUUUCAAAUUUAAUACAGAUCCUCAAUUAGAUCCUAGUUUUAUUACAGAUUUUUUACAAAUUUAUACACAAUCAAUAAAUGAAUUAUCAAUUACAGACAAAACACUAUUAUUUAGAUGUGCCAGUUACAUUUCCAUUUUAAAUUUACCAGAAUUUUUCCAAUAUGAUCAUAAUUCAUUAUCUCUUUGGAUUUCUCAAAUUGACAGCAUAAUUCAUAACGAGAAUAUUGAAGAUGAAGAUUUUGUUCAUUUUGCAUUCAAAUUUUACAGUCAAAUUGUUGAUUAUGAAGAUUUUGUUUCAUUUGAAGAAGUUUUUAAGAUUUUAAACAAAGCAAUUGAAGUUACACGAUUAACAAAUAAUGCAAUAUUAUUACAUUAUUCUUUUAGUCUUAUUAAAAGGUGUUUAAAAAGAUCAGAUAUUUUUCAACACAUUUCGAUGGAAGAAAUCAUUACUCAAUUCAUUUUACCAUCAUUUGAAUUUACAGAAUAUGAUUUUAAUCUCGCAGAGUAUUAUCCAAAAGAAUUUGCUUUAUCUAAUUUUGUUUUUGAUUCCGAAAUAUAUGACAGAAAAAAUCUUGCAGCAUAUUUAUCAUUUUCUUUAUGUAAAUAUCCUGGUUAUGCAGAUCUUCUUUUUAACAUUGCACAGCAAAAUAUGUCAUUAGAUAAUAUUAUAAUUUACUUACAAGGUAUUAUAACAGUUAUUAAUAAAAUAAAUAAAGAAAUUGUUUCUCAAUUUAUUAAUCAAACAUUUGAAUUAUGUUUGUCAGAAGAUCCAUUAAUAAAAAGCUGUUAUUUUGCAUUAUUAACUCAUAUUCAUGGUAUAGAACUUGAUAGUUCAAUCAUUUGUGCAUGCUUAGAAUCAAUAAAUGAUGAACACAUUUAUACUGGAUUUUAUGCUUUAUCUGCAUUUUGUUCAUUAUUACAAGAAUCUUCAGAAGAAACAGUUAAAAUGAUUGUUGAAAAUUACAAGGAUAAUAUUGAAGGAAUUUUAGAGAUAUUUCUUAAUAAUUUGUCAAUGUUUGGAUCAAAUAUCAUGCUGCGAAAUUCAAAUACAUUAAUAAGAGCUUUUAAUGAAUAUAUUAUUCCAUAUUUGGAAGAGUUUUGUUGUGGAGUUAAUCAAAUGUUACCUGAUUUACUUUUAAAUGUAAAAGAAGACUUUUACAUGAUUGAUUACGCAAUGGAAGACUUCAAAGAUUUCAUUAAUUCAAUCAAUGCUUUUAUUGAUGAUAAUUCACUAAUUUAUAUAGAUUUUAUCAGCUCAAUUAUGUCAAUUUAUGAUGAAUUUGAUGAUGAGUAUUCUGCUAAAGGUUGUUUAAUUGACUUUAUUGAGCUCUUGAUUUCAAAAAUUUCAACUUUUUCUAAUGAUAUCUUUGAAAUCAUUCACCCAAUAUUUAAUAUUGAUGAUGAAUUUAAUAUGGAAAGUAUCGUAUGCCUUUGUAGAACACUUCUAAUUCGAAUGAAAGAAAUUAAUGAUUUUUAUUCCGAAUUAAUUGAUUUUGUAUUCAAUGUAGCUGCUAAAUUCGAAAGCAAAAAUGAAGAUAUUGCAAUCGAUUGCCUUUAUUCUCUAAUAAUGACAACUCGCAAUGAAGAUAUUUAUAAUUAUAUAUUGAAUAAUCUAGGAAAAUGGGAAGCAAAUGAUAAAAUCUAUGAUUUGAUAUCUUCAUUAAUAAUUUGUAAUCCCACUGCUAUUUAUCAAAUGCUUUAUGAAAUGAUUAAUCAAAAAAUCGAGUUUUUGCAAUCAGCAGCCAUUUUGAAACUUCUACCAAUCAUUGACAGCGAAGACAUAAAAUUGAACUACUUAAUCAUCAUAACAGAGAAUAUUAAACAAGAUGUAAAAAAUAGCAAUGUUGAUAGCAUUGAUUUUGAGGAAAACAAACUAGAAAAUAUAUGUAAGGAGUUGCACGGAAUACUAUCGAACUUAAAAAUGAACAAUUCCACAUUAUUUGAUAAAUAUAAUGAAGCUACUUUCCCAUUUAUGGAAGAAACACUACAGAAGUAUAUAUAA
Molecule: messenger RNA, 2406 nt
Organism: Trichomonas vaginalis G3
Lineage: Eukaryota; Parabasalia; Trichomonadida; Trichomonadidae
Product: armadillo (ARM) repeat-containing protein family
Exons: 1
Coding region: 1-2406 (801 amino acids)
Source: RefSeq, a predicted model, not a curated record